AUUAAAACUACUUUCAUCGAGACAAUCGAAAAUAUAAAGUGUGUGUUUGUGAAUACUCGUACAUUUUUGAUACAAUUGUGGAUUAGUUGUAAGCUGAACUUUCGCGAAGCCAAAGACGUAUAACGAGAAGCAAAGAUGGUGCGCAGUUUGGCUCAGUGGACGAAAACCUUGAGUUUUCCUUCACGCCUCUCACCCAAUCGCAAUUCCAAGGAUUGCUCCACACUCGCCAAUCCCGUACCGCCGCCCACUCCGCCCCGCAACAAGACGCACAACAACUGCGCUACUUCGCGUUCUUCCUCAUCGACAGUCUCCUCUUCGCAUUCAUCGGCCGCAUCGAAUAGUUCGCCUACACCUGGCAAUAACAACAAUAUGCCCAUAACGGAACUGGAACAGAUUAUCUAUCCCGGUCCCGAUCCGAAGCAAGCCAUUAUGGGCUCCCUGGUCUUUUGUAUACACCACAAGCAGGGAUGCAAGUGGUCCGAUGAGCUGCGCAAGCUAAAGGCCCACCUCAAUACUUGCAAGCACGAUGCCACCCAGUGUCCCAAUAAAUGCGGCGCCCAGAUUCCACGCAUAAUGAUGACCGAUCAUCUACAGUACACAUGCACCAUGCGGCGCACCAAAUGCGAAUUCUGCCAGAGCGAGUUCUCUGGCGCUGGCCUGGAGGAGCACAACGGCACCUGUGGCCAGGAGCCCAUCUAUUGCGAGGCAAAGUGCGGACAGCGCGUACUCCGUGGUCGCAUGACGCUGCACAAGUCGAAGGAUUGCGUGAAGCGACUCCGCCGUUGUCUGCACUGUCAGCGCGAGUUCUCAGCCGACACUUUGCCGCUCCAUGUGGCCCAGUGUCCCAGGGCGCCCAUUGUGUGCCCGCAACGCUGCGAUGUUGGGCCGAUAGCACGUGCCGACAUGGACGCGCAUUUACGCGAUGACUGCAAAUCGCUUGCCGUGGCCUGCUCAUUCAAGGAGGCUGGCUGUCGUUUCAAGGGGCCGCGCCAUUUGCUGGACGCCCAUUUGGAGGCGAAUGCAGCCGCACAUCUAUCGCUAAUGGUGUCGCUGUCCACGCGACAGGGCCAGCAAAUACAAAUGCUGAAGUCGGCCGUGUCCAAGCUAUCGAUCAACUAUACUGGCACUCUACUCUGGAAGAUUACAGACUGGUCGGCCAAAAUGUCGGAGGCACGCGGCAAGGACGGAUUGGAGUUGGUCUCUCCGCCUUUCUAUACUUCGCAGUACGGAUACAAGCUGCAGGCCUCCAUGUUUCUCAAUGGCAAUGGACCGGGUGAGAACACACACGUCUCGGUAUACAUCAAAGUGCUGCCAGGAGAAUACGAUGCACUCUUGAAGUGGCCCUUCUCGCACUCCAUCACCUUCACGCUGUUCGAGCAAGGCGCACAGAGCGGACAGGGCGGCGUGGCCGAGUCAUUUGUGCCCGACCCCACCUGGGAGAACUUCCAACGCCCAUCGAAUGAACCGGAUCAGCUCGGCUUCGGGUUUCCCCGGUUUAUUUCACACGAGCUACUACAUCGUCGCCCCUUUAUCAAAGAAGACACAGUCUUUCUGCGCGUCAAGGUGGAUCCCAGCAAAACUGUGGCAGUCUAGGGUUAAGCUAUAUGUACAUAUGUAUGUAUAAGUAAGCAUAGUCUUAGACAUUUACUCGACUUAUGUAAAUACUGUGUAUUUAAAUUUACGAGUAAAUCGUAGCGUGUACAUACUCGUAUAAGAAGUGUUUUGGACGCUGCAGCUUCGGUAGCUUCGGGCAUCGUUAGUCCCAGAGAACUAACUUGCUCCGAAUGCCAAUUGCCCAGGUCAUCGCCCACAUCCACGUUUGUAGUCAUAUAUCAGUUUAUGUUAUUAGUGCUGGAAUUAAACCAAAGCAAGAAUCCAUAUAUUCAUACCUACCAUAUAGUAUAUAGUGGAUAAUACCUACAUACAUACUUAUAUUUUUGCCUUAUGGUAGUUCGUGUCUUAAGUCUUUUGUUUAAAAAAUUUGUACUUUUUGCGCGCAAUGCGAAAACUUUCAAAAGAUCUUCAAAUGUUAAUGUGUUUAGGUUUAGAGAUAAAACUCUGGUAGUUGUUUAGUAGUCGCUCGUAAGUUGCAUGUAUAUAGAAAACAAAUCAUAGCUCUAGAGACAUCAAUACAUAAAUUCAUAAGCUCGUAGCA
Molecule: messenger RNA, 2155 nt
Organism: Scaptodrosophila lebanonensis
Lineage: Eukaryota; Metazoa; Arthropoda; Insecta; Diptera; Drosophilidae
Gene: Traf4
Product: TNF receptor-associated factor 4
Exons: 2
Coding region: 136-1593 (485 amino acids)
Biological process (GO): regulation of canonical NF-kappaB signal transduction; tumor necrosis factor-mediated signaling pathway; protein K63-linked ubiquitination
Cellular component (GO): plasma membrane signaling receptor complex
Molecular function (GO): zinc ion binding; protein binding
Source: RefSeq, a predicted model, not a curated record